Molecule: messenger RNA, 522 nt
Organism: Asparagus officinalis (garden asparagus)
Lineage: Eukaryota; Viridiplantae; Streptophyta; Magnoliopsida; Asparagales; Asparagaceae
Exons: 3
Coding region: 156-320 (54 amino acids)
Biological process (GO): proton motive force-driven ATP synthesis
Molecular function (GO): proton transmembrane transporter activity
Source: RefSeq, a predicted model, not a curated record
CCGAGGUAUAAACCGUUCAAAACCCAAACGGGUUUAUACCCGACAAUUAGAUCCCAACCCGAAUUCGACCCACCUCCACCUUCACUCCGAUACUUAUAAUAGGGUUUUUCUUUUGUGCCGGCGGAGUCUUUCACCGUUGCAUUUUCCUCGCAACUAUGGCGGUUCCAGGCCCUUACUCCGGCGUCAGCACUCUUGCUUUUGUGGCCCGUGCCUCGGCUCUGGCCUUUGGUGUUGUCUAUGGAAGCAUCAAGCUCUCCGCCCUCAAGUCAAAGGAGAAGUCUCGUAGAAAGGCUGAGGCAAAGGCGAACGCCCAUCACUGAAGGGUGUGAAUAUCUUCUUCAACGAUAAAAACGUAGACAUUUUGCGUGUAGCCUUUUUUUUUUUUCAUCUGUACUGCUUGUAGCUUUUUUGUUAUUCUUCAUGUGUGCUCUAGGAAUCCAAAGCCCAAGCUGACACAGCAAUAAGAAAAUAAUGUUUGGUAUUGGUUGAGGUUUUAAUACGACAUCAUUGCUUUUCUUUCAA